CGCGCCUCCACGUUGAAGCUCGCGGCUCGGUCAGCAUCUCUCUCUGCUGCUUUCACGGCACGACCGGACCGCAGCGUGUAGCCCCACUUACAGCGAGACAGCAUGACGUUCAGGAGGCUGAAGAAGGUGAACUCCAGCGGGCCGGAGAGCGGACCCGCAUCUCAAGACGGCGACAUUUAUUUCCCCUCGUCCAAGUCAGACAGCUGCAGGACCGCGGACUUACCGGGCAACUCCUCGGAGGUUUACAACUACAAGACUCUGGCGUAUUCUGGUGGGACGCUGCCCAGAAACUUUAAGAAGGGUGGCGGGCUGCAGAAGUGGAAACCCCUGACGCAGUCACCAGAACCACAAAGAAAGGUGGUGGUCCUGGAGAAAAAGGACGAGGAGGCGUUUGGUUUCGAGAUCCAGACCUACGGGCUGCACCAUCAGGACCAGAACUCGGUGGAGAUGUGCACGUUCGUUUGCAAGGUGCACGACGACAGCCCGGCUCAGCAAGCGGGACUCAAAGUCGGGGAUACCAUCGCAAGUGUGAACGAGGCCACUGUGGAGGGAUUUCGGCACAAGGAGAUCGUUCAGCUCAUCAGGGCCUGCGGCAACACAAUCAGGCUAGAGACGGUUUACAGUGACUCAAUCCGAAAAGCAGAGCUGGAAGCCCGGCUGCAGUAUCUGAAGCAAACUCUUCAUGAGAAAUGGGAUGAAUAUCGGUCGCUGAUGGUGCAGGAGCAGCGGCUUGUUCAUGGUAUAGUAAUGAGUGACGCCGCAGUGUACGAGUCCCUGGAGUCGGCGGGCGUGUACGGCAGCCUCGGCAGUCCCAGCCCCGCCGCUCAGAGGGCGCUCCGCUGCACCGGCAGCACCAGCAGCAGCGCCAGCUUUCUGAGCACGGCCACCGAGGACGACCCCCUCUACCAGACCUGCCUGUACCAGGCGGACGGCAGCGUGGACUCGGACAACACUGGCGCAGACAGGAAGAAAGAGCAGCAGAAGCAGCACCGCCUGCGACCGGCCAGCGAGCUCUUCACGACGGCCAAGACGCAGCUGACGCGCAGCGCCAGCACGCGCAGCUACAUGAGGGGGUCGUCGUCUGCGGCCUCGGGGGAGAAGCAGGCAGGAUUCAACUCCCUGCAGAGGAAGCCCAAACAGAAGAGCUUUCGCAGGCGUCUCCUCAAAUUCAUCCCGGGCCUGAACCGCCCACUGGAGGAGGAGGAGAGCAAACUGUGAGCGGCCGACGGAGCCGCUCGCCGAGACUUCACAGAGAACAGACCCAAACACUUAAAGCACCAGCGACUGUCAAACUGAACUGCCAAAGAAAAAAGCGCACGCAGCCCCAAAGAGUGAAGAGACGGAGACCAAAGCAACGGCUCUGCAGCUGCACCCCUUGUGUGAAUGGGUAGACCAGCGGACACUGGGCUGCGUCGCGUAGCCCUCACAGUUUCACAGCCGUGCAGAACUUUUCUUUCCAGUUGUUUCAUUUUUUUUAAGUUAUUUAUUUAUUUUAACGUGUCAGGUUUGUGUACAGAAUGAAGGAUUUUCCUGUUUUUACUGCAUGCACCCACUUUCCUUUUGACAGCCGAAUAAAUGACCCGUUAUUAUUGUGACUGUGCAACACAACGUUUUGUAAAUUUGAUACCUACUUUAGAUGAUUCAGAUUGAUCCUGUUUUAUUUUUUUCUGCCUAAGUCACGGCUCCUAAAAAUAAAAAAUGUGGCAUUUU
This is a messenger RNA of Chelmon rostratus (copperband butterflyfish), 1710 nucleotides long. It is a transcript of the gene tamalin, whose product is annotated as trafficking regulator and scaffold protein tamalin. The coding region runs from base 103 to 1218 and encodes 371 amino acids. Gene Ontology annotation, molecular function: protein binding. The record is from RefSeq and is a predicted model, not a curated record. NCBI's taxonomy places the organism in Eukaryota, Metazoa, Chordata, Actinopteri, Chaetodontiformes, Chaetodontidae. The transcript is spliced from 8 exons.